Penicillium mononematosum is the source of this 252-nucleotide messenger RNA. RefSeq lists its product as uncharacterized. Lineage: Eukaryota; Fungi; Ascomycota; Eurotiomycetes; Eurotiales; Aspergillaceae. The record is from RefSeq and is a predicted model, not a curated record. Bases 1 to 252 code for a protein of 83 amino acids. The transcript has a single exon.
AUGGCCUGUGCGACGAGGCACAACGCCACGAAAGUGAUGUAUCUGAUAUGCCCCGGACGUGCCCAGUUAGCAAGGCGAUCAACGCGUCGCGUAACGAAACAUACAGAGCCUCAGCCUCCAGAGAGAAGCCCCGAACCUCCCCGAAAAAAGGACCUGAACUCGCAAGGCGAGGAGCAAGGCUGGUUAUAUCCAGCCACCGAGAUUGAAAGGGCGGUGGCCAUCACAUCUCUCGAUACCCAGCCCAGCCAUUGA